Molecule: messenger RNA, 676 nt
Organism: Condylostylus longicornis
Lineage: Eukaryota; Metazoa; Arthropoda; Insecta; Diptera; Dolichopodidae
Exons: 5
Coding region: 241-654 (137 amino acids)
Source: RefSeq, a predicted model, not a curated record
UUUAGUUUAGUUUAGUUUAAAAUUUGCAUAAUUUUUGCAAAUUAUUAAAUAUGAAAAAUAUGACUUCAUAUAUAAAGAAAAAAUUAUUAUUAUGACACAUAUAAAUGUAGGGCUUUCCAAAAAAAAUGCCCUGCAUUUAUAAAUGUCUUUAAAAAUGGGGCAAUUAAAAAAGGGGCCAACCAUAACCAUGUCCACAUAUUUCAAAUACAUGACGCGGUGGUCGAAGAGGCCAUAACAAAAAUGAAAAAUGCCAUGUUAUAUUCGAUGACCACCCCAAAUUCAGUCAUUAUGGAUGUCACUUUUAGAAUGUCUGUGGAGGAGAGGUCUCGUUUGCCGUCUGAAGAAAGUGUGAAAAAGGCUCUAAGACGGCCAUUUAAUUCACAUUAUAAGAAAAAUUCUUCCGGCAUGCCUGAAGAUCUGGUACAACAUAUUUUAUAUGAUUCAGGUGUGUCGGAAGCAAAUAGAAUUCUUAUUUUUGCCCAUGAGGAGAUGGCUGCCGGCUUAGAGUCAGCCGAUAUUUGGAUGGCAGACGGGAUAUUCGCGGUUGCUCCCCAACCGUUUUUCAAAAUGACAUCCCUACCUCCAGGUAGCAGGAACUUCAAGCGCCACAAGAGUAUGAAGAUCUAUAUGAGCGACAUUUUAACAGAUCGGUAGUUUGGAAGUAUUUUGGGACGAG